This is a messenger RNA of Anopheles maculipalpis, 1050 nucleotides long. RefSeq lists its product as uncharacterized. The record is from RefSeq and is a predicted model, not a curated record. Lineage: Eukaryota; Metazoa; Arthropoda; Insecta; Diptera; Culicidae. Bases 1 to 1050 code for a protein of 349 amino acids. The transcript is spliced from 3 exons.
AUGGAAUGGAAAACAGUUUUUCUUUCACUAACCCUUAUCGGUGGUGUGCUUUCUAACGCCUACAACCAAUCCGAAGAUUCUGAGCUUAAACGACUCUCACGACGGAAACGAUUUUUGCUCUUUCCACCAGGCGCAAACAUUUUGAUAACGUCCUCUUUCGGUAAAGGAUUGGUGUUCCGGGGUCCUGCCGGGUAUGUCGCAAUCGGAGAGCUCGAUCUUUACUACCCACUGCCCGACUACAAGUACCAUGCGAGUGCACUGAAGCUCGGUAAGAUAGCCAUGUAUCCACCGGAACCGAAAAAGCCAAAACCUCCGCCACCACCACCACCACCUAAGGCUCCCGAGAAAGAUGAUCACCAUCAUCAUGAUGGAGGUGAAUUGACCCCGGAAGAAGUGAAACAAUAUCUCAAGGAGCAUCCGGACACGUACGUGCCGCCGGGUUGGGGUAAGGAUCGAGCAGAUUGGAACACAAACAACCUACAGUACCAGUCGGGAUAUUGGGCCCAAGAGCGUAUUCAAAAUCCGUACCAAUAUCCAUCAAACACCUUGAAUCGUUACUUGGGCGGCUAUGAGAACCAUUCACCUGGUUACUACGGAUGGACCGAACGACCUUACGAUCGCUAUCGGAGAUCACUUCUCAAGCAGACGUUUGAUGAUGAAGAUGCGGAAGAACACGAACGCAGCAAGUGGCUUAGUGGAGAACAGUUCAAUAUAAGCCAUCACAGUAGCUGGGAACACUUCCAUCACUAUCGGGAUCGGCGGGCUCUUUUCAGUCAUCUGGAGGAAAGCAUCGGUGCAUUUACGGGCUUUCACAUGAAGGAGUGCAUCCUGAGAAGCAUUUGCGAAGCAAAGAACAUGCUGCCUCCUCCGGGACGUUCGAUGGCGAUGGACAUCUUUCGUGUGUUGUUUAGCGUGCCGCUCAACGAAGCUUUAACCGAUGACUACAGCAAGGCGAUGCGUGACGAAAGCCUCGACUGUCGGGCACGGUACGGCAAUGGAUGUCCGAUGAGUCUUCUUGACUUAAUUUUGUUCGGAAAGUUUGAGACAUAA